AGUACGUCAGGCGCCGUUGUUGACGCCGUCAUGAGAAAGGCACCAGCACUAACAAAAACGCAGGAGGGACAGGACAGUCUCGACAUUUUCAACCAGCUAUUCCGACACAUUCUCGGAGAAAAACUACACACUGACGUAGUAGAGUUUGGGGAAGAACCGCAUGUUCUGGACGUUGGCUGUGGAAGCAGCCUCUGGCCGAUUCUUAUGGCCCAAGAGCUAGAGACAAUUCUGGCGCCCAUGCAUCUGGAUAGCCGAAAGCUAUCUUCAAUUACAGCAGCAUACCGUCACAUCAUAUUACCUGAAAAGUGGGUUAAACUAGCACAAAAUUUUGAGGGAGAAAGAGUAUUGUUAACUCGCGUGAACAGUGUCCCACAAACCGUUACGUUCAUCCCUGUGGAUAUUGAAGGUAAAUGGACAGACGGCAUGUUAAAGCAUGCCCCCUACGAUUUCAUAAAUUGCAGGAUGAUGAAGGGAUCUGUCAAAUCAUGGUCUACCUUCUAUGGGAAAAUAGCGACCCACUUGAAGCAUGGGACAGGAGUUUUCGAACAGUUUGAGAUCGAUUGGAAAUUCAAGCGUGACAGUGGCCCCAUUCCAGAAGCUUUGAAGAAGUGGUCGAAUAUGCUUCACCGUGCCAUGGAAGAGCAUGGCAUGUCAAUUCGAUGCGACCCCGAGGGAACUCGAUGCAUGCUGCUCAACAACGGCUUCAACGACGUUCAAGAGCGGGCGAUUCGUCUUCCAGUCAAUGAUUGGCAGCCGAAAAACGUCGAUAAAAAAAUCGGGAAAUGGUUUAAUACCGCCCUCACCGAAACCAUACUACCAAUGUCGCAGGCGCCUUUGAUUCGUACUGGGGACAGCAUUUGUUCUGUGGAAAGGAUCAAAGAAAUCAACGACCUGAUCAAAAAAGCGAGCCAAGAAUUAAAGUCCCAGGCACGUACGCUGGGGGUGUACUGCAUGCUCUACAUCUGGACUGCCAGAGCCCGACCUUUGGAGCGUCAGCAAACCCAUACAAGCGAUACUGCCACCCCUUGUUCAUAGGCUAUUAUCGAAAUGGCAACUAG
Messenger RNA from Pyricularia pennisetigena, 1058 nucleotides. RefSeq lists its product as uncharacterized. The transcript has 3 exons. The coding region runs from base 31 to 1035 and encodes 334 amino acids. NCBI's taxonomy places the organism in Eukaryota, Fungi, Ascomycota, Sordariomycetes, Magnaporthales, Pyriculariaceae. The record is from RefSeq and is a predicted model, not a curated record.